CCCGGGCUGAAGAUAGGACCCUGGAUCCCCAGCUCUACAGCCCUUCUAAGGGCUGUAGAGCUCAGUGAGGCCAGUGGUCAGGGGGAGAAUAGGUCCCAGAUAGACAGGACCCUGGAUCCAAGCUCUACAGCCCUUCUAAGGGCUGUAGAGCUCAGUGAGGCCAGUGGUCAGGGGGAGAAUAGGUCCCAGAUAGACAGGACCCUGGAUCCAAGCUCUACAGCCCUUCUAAGGGCUGGGGCUCAGUGAAACCAGUGGUCCAGACCCACAGACCGAGUGGUCGGGUCAAUUAGCCUCCCCUAGGUCCCAGUCUGAGGACGUUAGGCUAGCGGGUCACCAGUGAUAGGUCCCUCUGAGUCCAGAGGCCAUACCUCCCUAGGUAUCGGGUAAGGAGGACCGUCAUACCCCUUGUGUGUUAGGGACCGUGACGCAAAGAAAGACAAUAAAUAUAGUGUGCCCCAUAAAGAAGUUUAUUCGUCAAUAUUUGAACACUAUACAUGCAAUUGCGCGUUUAAGAAUAAAUUAUUUUCGAUUUGUAGGUAAUUGGUUUACGUAAUCCCUACGACACCCGCGAUACAAAAGCGGCAACAAAGUCUAUCCGCGCCAGGAUGGUAAUUGUACUUGAUGUUUGAAUUCCAUCGCGACGCCCGACCCAGAAUAAUGACCUCGAUUCGUGGUCUCGAAUGGUGUACAGGCGAGCGUGGAGGGGAGCCUGGGGAUUGUGUCUGUGAUUGCCCGAGACAGAAAUCCACGUGUACAACCAGCUCUGCCUUGCCAGUGGCUGUCCUCCUUGUGCCGCACGUUAGGGGCUUACUCACGUUAGGGGCUUACGAAUGUGAUCAAUCUCUGCGUGAUCCACUAACCCUGACUGCAUGUCGCUAAUAUGACCGGUGCCGCGUCAAGUUCACGCUGUUAACCAGCCUCCUCCUUCUUCUCCUACUCCUCCUCCUUCCCGACUCUGACGUUCGCUCUUGGGGGGGGGGGGGGGGAAGUUUGUUGCGGGGCCGGCACAUCCAUCAUGUAUUCACGGCUCCGGCGAUGGGCGCCUACCCUGGAAUGAUCGCCGUCUUCCUCCUCGUGUACUCCAGGAUCGCCGCGGUGCGCUGCCAAGAUGCCGCUUGCUGUUACCAGGCCCGGGAGUAUCCCAUCUGCCGGGAGGCAUGUGAACAGCUCACAUCAACCAAGAGCGACUCCAGGCUGAGGCAUCUGCUGCACCGGCUGCCAGGCUACUGCCCUGACUCCAUGAUUGGAUUCUGGGACUGCAUUAAUUCCACGCUGCCUGGAGUGCAGAGGAAGCCGGAGGGCUGGGUGGGGCUAGGAUGCUGCGAGUUGGCCAUCGCUAAUGAGUGCAGGCGAGCCUGCCGCCAGGCAUCAGCCAAAAGCGGCAUCAGCUCGCAGUGCAGGAAAGAGUAUGAGACUGCUUUGUACAACUGUGUCAAUCGCAAUGAGAUGGGCUCCUUGUGCUGCAGCCACGCGGGGCGCCACACCAACUGCCGGGAGUACUGCCAGGCCAUCUUCCGCACAGACUCGGCACCAACUCCCAACCAGAUCCGCACGGUCGAGAACUACUGCAGUGUCGCGAGCCCCGCGGUCGUGCGCUGCUUCGACAACUACACACAGUCCUACCCCGCGCGCAACCCCCUCGACAGCCUCCACUGCUGCGAGCGCGCGGCGGACUCGAAGUGCGAGGCGGCAUGCCGCCGUGUGCUCGUCACCAUCGCGUCGGAGCAGGAGAUGGUGGAGGGCCUCAUCGAGGGCUGCGGCCGGCAGCCUCUGCCACAGGACCCGCUCUGGCAGUGCUUUCUGGAGGGCGCCGACACGGGGGGCGGCCGGCGGCGUGCGGGCGGCGGCGGCGGUGCGCAGGACGCGGCCUCCUCACCCACGGGCCUGGAUGGAGCCAAGCUGCAGUGCUGCUCGCGAGCCAAUUCCCCGCACUGCAGGGAUCUAUGCGUUGGACUCUUCAGCAUGAGCUGGGGUAGUGCCCAGAGCUGGCAGGAGUUUGAGCGGGAGUGUGAGUACCGACUCCAGGAGCCAUCCAUGAUGGGCUGCCUUGCGGACGUGCGAGAGCCGUGCCAGCUGGGCUGUCGGGACCUCAACUACUGCACCAACUUUAACAACAGGCCGACGGAGCUGUUCCGUGGAUGCAACGCGCAGGCUGACCAGGGUGCACUCAAUGACAUCCGCCUGUGGGAGCGCGGCACCAUCCAGAUGCCCUUCCUCAUCAUUCCCGUCAAGGACAUUCGCCGCUGCCAGCCCGAAACGUGGAAGGCCAUCGCAUGUGUGCUGCAGAUCAAGCCGUGCCUCGGUAGCUCUCCUGUUGCCAUCAUAUGCAGGUCUGACUGUGUGGACAUCUUGGAGCAGUGUGGGGACAUGGACCGCUUUCCUGCCGGACACUCGGCUGACACAAUCUGCGACAUCCUCUCGCCCACAGAUGAGCCGGAACAAUGUAUCCCUCUCUCACGCUACCUUACCCCAGGAUCCAUCAACAACGGUGGUGGCGGCAGCAGUGGCGGUGGGGGCAAAGGUUGGGGGCCGGGGGGGUCUGACAGUGGUGGGGUCUUGUCUGGAGUCAGCUCUGAGGAGGUGGUCCACCCGUGCAACCCCAACCCGUGUCCCACGAGUCACCUGUGUGAGGUGAACCGCAAGGGCUGCACGCCGGGUCAGGACUGUCUGCCCUACCUGUGCGUACCAGGCUGCAAGCUAGGAGAGGCAUCUGACUUCCUUGUGCGGAAGGACAGUAUGGUGCGGGUGCCGGUGGCCUCGGGCGAGGUCGGUUGCUACCGCCUGUGCUCGUGCGGGACAAGCGGGCGACUCGAGGACUGCGCCGAGACUCCCUGCCUCGACACUCGCUCCUGCAUCGUCGGGGGACAGCGCAAGAGCCACGGCACACACUUCCGAGUGGACUGCAACGUCUGCUCCUGCUUCGCUGGCGAGCUGAGCUGUUCCGUGCGCCAGUGCCUAAGUGGAGAGAGCAGUGAGGAGGAUCGCCGGCGCUUCACAGGCCUGCCGUGUAACUGUGCCGACCAGUUUGUGCCCGUGUGCGCCAUCAAUGGACGCACGUACCCCAAUGCAUGCAUUGCCCGCUGCACCGGCCUUCAGGACAGUGAGAUCGAGUAUGGAACGUGUGCUACCCGCGACCCCUGCAGCCCCAGCCCCUGCCCGUCCGGCCAGCGGUGCGUGCCGACGCGCAGGGUGUGCCUGAGCUCGCUAGAGCAGUUCAGCUGCGAGCAGUUUGAGUGUCUCUCCCGGCAACCGGCCUGUGAGGGGCAACCCCAGGAGCCUGCGUGCGACACCACCAACACGGAGCACCCGUCCCUGUGUGCCCUCUACGUACGAGGGCGUUCCCUGGCCUACACCGGACCGUGCCAAAGCAUGUGUGGGCCGCCCUCAAGGCUGGUGUGUGGGCACGAUGGCGAGUCGUACGCGAGUGUGUGCACGGCCUACUCGGAGCGCGUGGCCGUCGACUACGCGGGUCCCUGCCAGGCGGUGGGGCUGCUGUCGCACCACGUCGCAUCGCCCGAAUGCGACGCUGUCACCUGCCCGGCUCUCCCCGUCGCCAGCUGCAAGCCCAUCACUCCGCCAGGGGCUUGCUGUCCAAUAUGUGCUGGGAUGAUGAGAAUCCUUUGGAGUAAGGAGCAGGUUGACAUAUUGGCCAGAACGGCCAACCGUGGCCCAAUCACGGUGAGCGACAUCGUGCACGGGCUGCGGCUUCACGUCUCCGUGCCGCAGUGUGACGUCUUCGGUUACCUGAGCAUCGAGACUGACAUCAUCAUCCUGGUGCUUCCUGUUGACCUCAAGCCCACCGCUUUGCAGAUUGAAGCAUGCAGCAAAGAGGCUGAGAAAAUCGGAGUGCUCAUCAACUCGGGCAGUCCAGUGCUGGUGUCUCACGUGCCCCUCUCGGCUCUCACCAACGCCCAGGUGUACGUGUCCACAGGUGGCGUGUCAGGCGUCUCCCCUCCUCCCACAGGCCCCAGCUUUGUUCUCCUCCUGGGUGUGCUCAUGGUCACUUGUCACAGGGUGUUGUGCUCCUGAAUUGGUAGCAGAAUGUUGCAAAAAAAUGUGUCAUGCUGAGGACCAUUUUUUUUUAAUGAACUUACCGAGGUCCUCGGGAACCACACCCAUAUCUUCUCUUUCCGAGGUUGAACUCCUGUCGUGUACUAAGCACUACGCAAUAUGGAUGUGGCAACAUGGAUCCAUUUCAUUAUGUCACAUAUUGCUCACCAAGUCGAUCGCUUUCUAACAUUUUCAAAGAGAUAACAAGUGCGUUAUAAAUGUAGGCAUAUCGUGGCGAUUAUUAGUAAUGCAACCAUGCUUAUCAGGAAGCACUGAUGAAUAGACAUUGUAAAUGCAGUGAGUAAAUUCCUGUUGUAAUUGUUUCUUGCGAAAGGCUAUUGUCAACAAGAUAUACGUGAAUUGUGCCGAAGCAUGGCCUCUCUGAACAAACGUUACCCCCACGAUACACCUUCUGUGAUCAAGAUGCAGUUCUACUUAGUUUUGAAGAGGUCAUUUUAUUUUGUAGCUACACAGGACAAUAAUUGGAUAGGAUCUGGGAUGUCUAUACACAUUUAAAUCAAGCGUGGGAGCAAUUGGGUAUACGUUUUAUAUCGGUCAGGCAAUGUUAUUCCUGAUAUAUCUGCCACGCAAAUGGUGUUUUCCUUUAUCAGCGAAAAUAAGCUGCAUGUCCUGUAGUUUGUCUAUUCAUAUGCAUUUCCUUUCUCCUAUCUUACAUUACAUAUUUACAAUUCAACCUUAAUGAAAAUAUUUGCAGUGUCUGAUUAUGGGAUAUCAAACAAUGCUAACCUAAUUUGCACUUGUUGCUAAGAGGUUAUUUUUGUGAAGAAUUUGUGCCAAAUCAAAUUAAAAUGAAACUUCGUGUGCAUUGCACUUACUUUAGAAAUGAUCAAAGGAUAUAAAUAAAUUAAAUUAGUAUUUUACAAAAAAAGUCCAUCAAGAAAAGGUUUCAUUUAUUAUUUGACACAUUUUUAUAUUUUGUCUUUUCACAUUAUUUUCUUCAAUCGGCCAUUAUUUACUUUGAUAGGGAGAAUAUUAUCACAGCAUUUUACAGAUGGUUUUGUUUGAUACAGAUGGCACCUCAUGCUUGAUUAUGUAAAGUUGGUUAAACCAAGUGGAUGUCCUUCAAGUUUGUGCUUCAAAAAUUCUCAAAAUGUUUUUUUUUUACUUUACUUAUAUGAUGCAAUAACUUGCAUAUGAAAACACAAACACGAUGUUUCUGAUGACUGGAUGCAGUGUACAAUAAUAAAUGCUUUAUUUUUUUUGUAACGGUUUAAAACAUUUUAGAUACCAAAAAAAAAACCCAUAUAAUAUAUGUAUGGUUAUAUACUUAUACGUCUAUACAAAUGUAUAUUUGACAUUUUAUUAAACAUUUUAGUAUUUUAAGUCUCGUGCUAUGCAUAACAAGAGACAGUGAAGGAAAUUACGGUGUGUUAAUGAAGGGUAUCGUGCAUGACAGGGCUAUUCCAAGUAAUACGACGAACAGUGGAGAUUCAGCAAUACAGCGGCUCAGACUGGCCAUGCUGCUCUCACAAGUUAAUGCCACUCGCUUGCAAAUGACCCUGACGGAAGUUCCACGAAACAUGUAAACAAAACAAAAAUAUGUUAGCCCUUGUGUUGCAUACACACGACAGACAGCGCAGUGAUGGCUGUACAGUGUCGGUUUUCCAAAGUACAACAUAUAAAAUUACGAAUGUUGAAUGUCUCCUAAAGUCACGUUGGUGGUAAAACGUGCUUAUAUUUCUGGUUGUCGACAGUAAACCCUGCGGGUGUGAUAGUUUAUAUAUAUGGUCUCAGGUAGCUGUGUGGCAAUUGGUGCUGUUCUGCACCAAUUAAAAAUGAAUGCCACUUAUCUGUAAAUGUCACCAUGAAAUGCAUAGGAUAGGCGGUGCGUGACAAUCAGUGUAGAUAAGUAUCCUGUUAAACCCCAGUUUUUUGACCAGCAAACUUACAGCAUACUUAGUAGAUUUGGACACACUGUUCACUGGCCAAUGUGCUAUAAUUGAAUGUUGCGCUUUAAACAAUCAUAGCGAGGUGUGUUGGUUUAAUUUUCCAGUAAGCGGAGAUACACCGAGCGUGUAUUGAAGUAAUACAUGGUACAAGGCUGUCGUACAAUUAAGGUGCCACGUUAAUGCCCCUUGUCGAAUGCUGAUUUUUUAAAAAUAUAGUUGUGUACAUUACAUAUGUACAUCACAUAUGCAGCGGGCAUGUGUGUGGACAAAUUUGGGACAAUCAUCUUCAAAAUUGUACGUGUGCAAUGGCACCAUUCACCAUGAUGUUGAUUGAAAUGACAAUGCAGUCCGUUUUUCGAUGUGCUUUCGGGUUGUACAACAUGUUAUUCAGUAUGAUGUCUGAUGUUUCGCUCGACAUUGGCGGUUUUUGAUUAGGACCUGAUCCCGAACAACACCCAGUACCACACAUCAGAGAGCUGUAUAGCGCAAUUGCAAAAGCUACGCAGUAGCAUUGCAGUACGUUGUCUAAUGCACCUCAUGACAAGCAAGGCGAACCAAAGAGAGCAGUUCUGUGCUUGGUGAGCAUUCGCCAGUGUCCUUGUCAAUGUAAAUAUUGCGAACAGGAGACGACUGUCAUGGUCUGUGUAAUGAAUGAAUAAUGUUCUGUCUAAUAUAGAUAAAGCCACAUUUUCAUUGGCGCCGUCGUUGAAGUAAUGCAUUCUGGAAACAAAACACCAAGCAAAUUCAUUUUUAGUUGAUAAAACAAAACCAGUUUUCACAUCUUGGGGAGAAACUGACAACUUCCCCCUUUGGUAAGUAACGGAGACAUUGGCCGUUUUUUUUUCAAAAGCUGUAUACUUUCAGGAUGCUGUAUUUUUCAAAGCAGCACUGUAAACAAAAAUAUACACAACAGUUAAAUCUGCUGAUCUCAAUUUACAGUUAUAUUAGGGUCUACAAUAGCGAAAAUAAACCUCCAUUUGUCUCUCCACAUAAAAUAAAUGUAUUUUUUACUAACUUUUUGCUUAUUCAAAUAUUUAUUUUCAAAUACUUAUUUGAAGAAGCACACUGCAGCUCACAUUUAUUAAAUUACCUUAAAAUCUUUAUAAAUGGUCUUGUAUAAUAACUAACACUAGCCCUUAAUGUACGUUUGAAGUGGUGUUGGUGUAAAAGAGCAAAGCUUAUGAAAUGCCAUUUGUAUAAAAUGUUUUGGUUGAACUAGUCACAAUCAAUAGCGGUCGUUUAUAUAGAUGUCUACGAAGGAGAAUGGAUAUUAGCCAAGACAAACACUUUUUAAGCCGGGUUCUCUAUUUUGGGCUCACGGCGCCAAAUUGGCAUCCGUUGUUUCAGCGCAUUAAGCCUAGCAAUGUGCAACAUGGGGCAUGUGAAGUGCGUGUCCUCUUAAACACAGUAUUAAUGACUUGUCAGGGACUUCGCGUAGUUAUGUAUGCCUUGUUUUGUUUGUGUUCUCUUCACUGUGUUUAUGUGUUCGAUGCAUUGUUUUAUUUUUGUCAUGCUUAUAUAUUUUGUCAAAAUAGAAUGUGUUAUUUUCACUAUAAAGUGCAGAUGUUUUAAAUGCUGUUAUAUAAGCGCUAUACACAAUAAGCCCGCGCCGGUUAAGUGUGCCAAUAUAUUUAAGUAAAAUGAUAGUUGUAUUGUUUUACAAUGAUAAUACAACUUUGCACAUUAAAAUACAAACAUAUUGCUG
Lethenteron reissneri (Far Eastern brook lamprey) is the source of this 7665-nucleotide messenger RNA. RefSeq names its product reversion inducing cysteine rich protein with kazal motifs (gene RECK). Gene Ontology annotation, biological process: extracellular matrix organization; blood vessel maturation; sprouting angiogenesis. Gene Ontology annotation, molecular function: protein binding; metalloendopeptidase inhibitor activity. Gene Ontology annotation, cellular component: plasma membrane. NCBI's taxonomy places the organism in Eukaryota, Metazoa, Chordata, Hyperoartia, Petromyzontiformes, Petromyzontidae. The record is from RefSeq and is a predicted model, not a curated record.